AAGAUCUUUCAGAUUCUAAUUCUGAUUCUAAUUCUGAUUCUGAUCAAUCUUUUGUGUUAUAACACAUCACGAUCAGCAUUAAAUCGAUGUGAAAACAGUUAAGAGGUGUUUAACUCCGAAGGGAAACUGUAGUGUACAUGUUUAGACAGGAGGAGCUUCUGCUCGUUAAUGGAUGUGUGUAAAGACGCUAAACUAACAGUGUCGGAAAACCGUGAAACCUUCAUCGUGGCUCUUAUCUGAAAAUAUUUUGUCUGAGAAACGCUUACUGUGGACUAUAAAAAUGUGGAUUCUACGGUCUGUUCCCCUCCUAUUGUGCUGUUUACUGUGUGAAGCUGGAGACGAGACGGUCACACUGCAGGAACUGGAAGGAACCACUAUAACUCUUAAUCCUGGGAUAACUGGGAUUCAGAGUAAUGCUCAGAUUCUGUGGAGGUAUGGACCUGAGAAAGAGGAUAAAACGAUAUUGAACAGUUAUAUGCAUGGAGGAGUAAUUUUUACGAACAUCAGUGAGGGAUUCAAAGAGCGACUGCAGCUGGACAGAAACAGUGGAGCUUUAACCAUCAGGAACAUCAGCAGAACUGAUUCUGGAGUUUAUACAUUCCACACCCUCAAUGGACGUGUCUCAUCUAGGACUUUCAGUGUCAGUGUUUAUGCUCCAGUAUCAACUCCAGUAAUAAUAAAUGAAAGAGGAAAGCGAAGUGUGAUUUCCACAGAGACAUGUUUCCUCCUGUGUUCUGUGGAGAAUGGAGAAGAUGUGAAGUUAUCCUGGUACAGAGAGAAGGAGAGAAUCUCCAUCACCAAUAACACAGAUCUCAGUGUUCCCCUCAAGCUCCCACUUCAAAUACAACACAAUGACACUAACACUUACAUCUGUGUGUCUGCAAACCCUGUCAGCAAUAAAACAACUUCUCUCAUCAUCACACAGCUCUGUGACGUCUCAGAUGAUUCUUCCUCUUCACUGCUUAUUGCUCUGAUAUCUGUUGGAUGUAUUCUGUUAUUUAUUAUGAUAAUAUCUUUGGGGAUUUGGCUGAAAAAGAAAAAAACACAAGAAAAACCUGAGAAACCGACUUCCUCUGAUGUAAAUAGUACAGCUCACAGUUCAGAGAGAGAUAAAGAGGAAGAAAACUCCACAGUAACGGAUGUUGAUGUAGACAGAGACCCUGUGGUGUAUUCAGACGUGAGGAGAUCCAAAUAAUACAACACAUCACAUAAUAUAUCCUUAUUAUAUCAUUUCUUUUACAUACUUCUGUUCACAAAUCUCCACAGUUUGUGUUUCAUGUUCCACAUUUUCAGUGUGUAGAUUCUUUACAAUACCAUUAAAGCGUGAACUUGGUUGUGUUUUCCAUCUUUUAGUGAGUAUUUGAGUCGAGAGCUUGAUGUGAUUACAGGAAGUAGAUUUCAGAGUCGUUAACUGAGUCGUGUCUGAACGAGUAUUUCUGUUUGUCUCGUCGCAUUCUAUUUACAAACUCAUUAAUCCCUUUGAACUGAGCUGAGAAACCCUGUAGCAGUUAGGACGUGUCUUCAGGGAUCUGAGUCUAAUAGCUUCACAUUUACAUGCUCUGACUAGCGGCAUUAAAGUGAACAAAGACCC
Tachysurus fulvidraco (yellow catfish) is the source of this 1591-nucleotide messenger RNA. RefSeq names its product CD48 antigen-like. NCBI's taxonomy places the organism in Eukaryota, Metazoa, Chordata, Actinopteri, Siluriformes, Bagridae. Bases 281 to 1195 code for a protein of 304 amino acids. The record is from RefSeq and is a predicted model, not a curated record. The transcript is spliced from 6 exons.